AUGGUGAGCAAGGAGGAAAUCGAAGACUGUCGAGAGAGGCUCAAAGAGUGCCGGUCUACCACCGGCCAGCAGGACCCAAAGCGAAUUCUCUCGAUCUUCGAGGAGCUCUCUAAGAAGCCCAUCUCUGUGGAGAUCCUGCACACGACAGGCAUCGGCAAGGAGGUGAACGACCGCUUCUUCAAGAACCAUGCGGACCAAGAGGUGCGGGAGCACUGCACUGAGCUCGUUCGCAAAUGGAAGGACUUUGCCUUGGGUAAGUCGGCGUCAGCAGCUCCUGCGGCCGCUGCAGCUCAGAAGAAGCCGGACUCGCCACCGCCGCGGAAGCUGGAGAAGCGGGCAGCCGAGCCGCCGGUGAAGGCUGCGAAGAGUCCGAAGAAAACGUUUGAGACUGGGCCCAACGAGGAGCUAGCCAAGCUCUUCGACGAGCUGUCCUCAUUCGAGUUCAAGAAAGGCGGCACCAGCAAGUUUGCCGGCGUCGCCUACAAAAGUGUGGCUGCUACUCUACGUGGGCUGCACGAGAAGGUCGACUCCGGAAAGUCGAUCGCUCAUCUGAAGGGUAUCGGAAAGGAAUCUGUUAAGAAGAUUGACCAGUACAUUGAGACCGGCAGCAUUGAAAGACUGGAGAAGUACCGCAACGGAGAGGAUUGA
Molecule: messenger RNA, 648 nt
Organism: Symbiodinium sp. CCMP2592
Lineage: Eukaryota; Dinophyceae; Suessiales; Symbiodiniaceae
Source: the annotation of a GenBank genome assembly